Molecule: messenger RNA, 3370 nt
Organism: Pygoscelis adeliae (Adelie penguin)
Lineage: Eukaryota; Metazoa; Chordata; Aves; Sphenisciformes; Spheniscidae
Gene: CEP85L
Product: centrosomal protein 85kDa-like
Exons: 14
Coding region: 1-2601 (866 amino acids)
Cellular component (GO): centrosome
Source: RefSeq, a predicted model, not a curated record
AUGGAGUGCUUUCUUCAUGAUCAGGCCAGCAAACUUGAUAUGCCUCAGCAGUCCUCCCUGGCAUGGACUCACACAGACCUGGACCUGGCAUUGCACCUUCCUCAGCUGAGGAGCCUAGUUCCUACAGGUUGGCAGGGAUACGUUGAAAUUUUAUGCUUGGGGUUAGGUUGUUACCGGGGAGCCAUCCUAUCUGUAAGCGAUGGGCUAACUUUCCACCGUAAAGGCUGUCAAGACUGGCAGGGGAAAAUAGGUGAAUUGCUUGCAGAGCCGUACGAGCGUUACUUCUGGGCAGGCUCAGAUUAUUCCUCAGUGGGAUGGUUACCUGGCACUGAAUCCCUGUGGCAGUCCACAACCAUUUCAUCAAGCAGUCAAAGCAAUCCUGUCAGAAGACACAGUAUAGCUUCCGACAGUGGGGACACUGGGAUUGGUACCUCCUGUUCUGAUAGUGUGGAAGAUCAUUCAACUUCAAGUGGUACAUCCUCGUUUAAGCCCAGCCGAUCACUGGUUUCUAUUCCCACUGCCCAUGUGAUGCCGUCUAAUGCCAGCUCUUCACUUUCCAAACACAGGGAAGCUUUCAAGUCUGAUGGCUCAAAAUGGAGUACAAGCUUUGUACGGUCAGGAGGAGGCAGAAAUCAGGGUGCUCUGGACAGCUCUCUUGACAUGAAAGAUGCAAGACCUGUAAGAAAAUGGUCCUCCUUGUCUAAACUCAGCUCACCAAAUACCUUCAGCCAAGACGGUAGUAGUCAUUCAGUGGAGUCCAGGGCUAGUACAGACAAAGCUGUCUCACCACAAUUAAGGACAAAUGGGCCAAGUUGUUUGCAUGAUAGCAUGGAGUUGCUAAAAAUUGAGGACAAAGAAAUGGGGAAAAAAAUAUCUUCUCUACUGGACUGCAAAUACAAAUUUGAAACGUGCAGCAAAGAUGAUUUUGUUUCGGAUUCCUCAAGUAGGAGACAUGCCUUAGACUUGACCUACAGUGCCUUACCUGAAAGUAAACCUAUGGCAGCCAGUUGUGAAGCUUUUGGAGACAGAUAUGCAACGCUGGGACAGCAGGCUGUGAGUGGAGCUCCCAUACAGCCAGCAGUGAGGACUCAAAUGUGGCUUAAAGAACAGUUACGUGCAAAUCCCCUGGACUGCAGGACUGCUGAGGAGCCCUACGGCGUAGCUGCGUGGCACGUACAGCAGCUUGAAGAUUUUAGAACAGGAGGUGAACAGCCUGUGCAGGUUCCUACUGGAACAUCUCGUCAAAGUUACCCAGCUACCAGCUAUCAGGACUUCAGCAACUGGGAAUCUCUAAUGAAAAUUAAAGAGGGGCUGCUAAGACAGAAAGAGAUUGUGAUCGAUCGGCAAAAGCAGCAAAUUAACAAUUUACAUCAGAAGAUAAGGGAGAAUGAAUUACGAGCUCAACACGCAAGACUGAGCCAUCUUGUGAACUGCGAAGAACCUUACAUGACUAAUUUGCAGCAACCACAGUAUGAGAGCACACCACUGCAACCUCACGUUUCAGAAAGAUCAACAUCCCACCUUGAGGAGCUUGAGCGAAAGAUUGCAGCAGCUGAGAAUAAGGAAUUACAACUCAGUGAAUUUGUAAAACAAAUCUCAAACAAAUCUAGCGAGGAGAAAAAGAAGAUGGAGGAGAAACUUAAAACUAGAGACCGAUAUAUUAAUAGCCUGAAAAAGAAAUGCCAGAAAGAGUCUGAGCAAAACAAAGAAAAACAAAGACGAAUUGAAACCUUAGAAAAAUAUCUGGCUGACCUACCAACGCUGGAUGAUAUAGAAGGGCAGACUAAACAGCUGCAAAUUCUAGAAGAGAAGAACAAGCAACUUCAAGAAACUAUGACUGAGUUAGAAAAGAAGCUCGGAGAAGCCCGAUCGCAGUGCAGAGAGAGAGAAUUGCAACUGGUGUGUCAGAAGAAAAAAGAAAAAGAGCUGGUCACAACAGUACAGAGUUUACAACAGAAAGUAGAAAAAUGCCUGGAAGAUGGUAUUCGGCUUCCCAUGUUGGACACAAAACAGCUUCAGAGCGAGAAUGAAUGUCUCAAAGAAAAGAAUGAGAAAGCCAGUAAGGUCAUAGACAAUCAACAAAAUCAGAUAGCUGGACUGAUUUUAGACAUGCAGUCUAUGCAAGAGAAGCUUUUGCAAGAAAAGCUGAUAGUUCAGAAGAUGACAAAUGAGCUUGAAGAAAAAGAAAGGAAUAUAGAGCAGUUAAAUAAAACUCUCUCUGAAAACCAAAGACUGAUGGAAGAGAAUGCCUCCCUGAAGGAGCAGAUGCGGCAGGUGGAACAGUCCAGGCAGCCAGUAUCUGAGAAGAUGCCUAUAGCAGACCAGUUGUUCAAGGAAAUGUCCCAUUGCUUGUUUGACUUGAAAGCACUGUGCAGUAUUCUUACCCAGAGAGCUCAGGGCAAGGAGCCUAACCUUUCCUUACUGCUGGGAAUCAGAUCACUGAGCUGUUCAGCUGAAGAGAAUGAAAACUACCACAGCACAGAAACCCUUUCGAAGAAGCUCUUGGACGUUUGUCAGUUACGAAAGGAUAUUGAUGAAUUAAGGACUAUAAUGUCGGACCGUUAUGCUCAGGACAUGGGGGACAAUUGCAUUACUCAAUGACAACAUUUCAUCUAGUAGCGAAUGACUUAUUAAAUGCUGCUGUGUCACAGGUCUUUGCAUUUCUAUUAAGGAGCCAUAUUGGAAGACCGCAAAUAGCACCGCACGUGCAUCUCUCCGAGGAUUGUGAAUAUUUAAUCUCGGGAGUCUGGUGGGGAGGGGAGAGUCAUCGUUUGAACAGAGUGGUACAAACUACAGGAAGUCUUUUCUCCAAACUACUGAAUGUAGGAACAAGCUGUGAAGAAUGAUUCAGUUGGAUACUCUGUUUCCUUCAUUAGGGCUCAUUUUAUUACUUCACCUAGUUUCUGGAAUCAGAGCAUGAAAACAGCCGUGCUGCUAUUACUCUCAGUCCUUUCCUUCAUCAAGGGUUUGUAUGGCAUUAUCUGUGUUCUGAAAUUAGAGCAGAGGGUCGAAGGACCUAUAGCUGUAUGUGGUGAAGCUAGAGGCUUCUGCAACUGCACUUCACUCUAGGAAUUGCAAUUGGAACAAUCUUGGAGCACUGCAAAAAGUAGUUGCUUUUCAAGUUGCCUAAAAAAUUUAGGAUAUAGGGAAGAUGAUGUUUCUAGUAAUGGAUGUCUAGCUUGUUUGCCCAAUAGCAGAAGAAAACCAAGUUUUAAUUCCUUUAUGCAGAUGAAGUCCGUAAAAUAUAGUGCUAUCAAAUUGUUUUAAGCACGCUCACAUUGCUGUAAGAAGUUUCAAUAAUGUGAAGUCUAUGACAAACCCAGAGAAGCCGGAAGGCGUGAAACUGCAGCAUAGUAUGUGGCUGUCAGGA